AUGUCGAGGGCUUCUCUCCGGAGCCAACAGAUGAGCAUCACCCUCGUGGAAGGGUUUGGCCCCACUCAUGCUUGGGGUUGCGCACACACCAACCGUUCAUCCUCGCCUGCGCGCUACAGAAUGCUUGAGGUGGCUCCGGCUUCCAGUCCACUGGCCACUAACAUUGCCAUUUUACCCUCUGGAGAGCUUCAUCGACCUUUAUUGGUCGACGGCAUUUUGUCGCAGGAAGAACCCGCGAAUCGCUUGCUUUGA
Messenger RNA from Blastomyces dermatitidis ER-3, 252 nucleotides. RefSeq lists its product as uncharacterized. The record is from RefSeq and is a predicted model, not a curated record. The transcript has a single exon. The coding region runs from base 1 to 252 and encodes 83 amino acids. NCBI's taxonomy places the organism in Eukaryota, Fungi, Ascomycota, Eurotiomycetes, Onygenales, Ajellomycetaceae.